Messenger RNA from Penicillium verhagenii, 2187 nucleotides. Its product is annotated as putative glutaminase. The transcript is spliced from 2 exons. NCBI's taxonomy places the organism in Eukaryota, Fungi, Ascomycota, Eurotiomycetes, Eurotiales, Aspergillaceae. The coding region runs from base 1 to 2187 and encodes 728 amino acids. The record is from RefSeq and is a predicted model, not a curated record.
AUGCGAUUCGAUAUACCUAAAUCACUGCUCCUGGGCGCAAUCUGUGCGUCACUGUUCUGGAUUGUCAGUGGCAGUGACCAAAGCCAGAUCACUCAUCACCCAGUUUUACCGCCGUCCUAUCCACUGGCGGUUCGAAACCCCUACUUGUCGGCAUGGAUGCCCGGUGAUCGUGUGCACCGAUUGCCUUACUCUAAUUCCCAGUUCUGGGCUGGCCAGGAGCUCGGGUGGUCUAUCAUCGUACGCGUGGAUGGCGUGGCGUAUAGUCUGAUGGGUGUUCCUGACUUGAAAGCCAGUCGGAUAAAUCCAGCAACUGUGCGCCAUACCGAAUUCACGGCCACUCAUUCGCUCUUUGAGCUCAAGGCGGGGCCCGUCUUGUUCACGCUGGAUUUCUUUUCUCCUGUCUCGCCCUCAAACUACUUGCGCCAGUCGGUGCCUUUUAGCUACUUGACGGUCCAAGUCAAAGAAUCGCGCGGACAUGAUAUCCAGAUAUACUCUGACAUUGAUGGAAGAUGGACCGGUCGGGAAGGUCACUCGGCGAGAGAUUUUCAACAACACGGAGAUCUCGCUUUUCACUCGCUUUCGGUGAAAAAUGCUGCGACUUAUACCGAAGAAAAUGAUAUGGCACUUUGGGGUCAGAUAAUUUUGGCCUCUCGCCCAGGGAAUGUGAGCUCGCUUUCGUCGCUUGCAGGAGAGCCCAGAGCUGUACGAGGCCACUUUUUGAAUCGCGGUGAUCUAUCACAAGGACACUCAGCCUGGUCUCAUGGGAGCGUUAUUGCUCAUGCGCAUAAUUUGGGGGCCGUUAGCGGUGAAGCUUCGGUAACCUUUGCUGUGGGCUACGAGAGGCAGGAGGCCAUCAACUACCUAGGAGAAGCGUACACCGGAUUUUAUCGGGCAGAUUAUCCUACCACCCAUGAAGCUCUUUCCUUCUUUUUCGAUGAUUAUGAAGAUGCCUAUUGGGAGUCAUUGGAGUUUGAUCGAGAACUAGAAGCAAUGGCAACUGCUUCAGCUGGCCCAAAGUAUGCGGAUAUCGUUGCUCUGUCGACUCGACAGGCGUACGGAGGAAUUGACUUAACCAUCCCUAGCAACUCUCUUGACACUGAUGAUGUGCUGGCGUUUAUCAAGGAACUUUCCAGCGAUGGGAAUAUCAAUACCAUUGAUAUCAUAAUGCCAGCUUUCCCUAUCUACUGGACUUUAGAUCCGGAUUGGAUUCGAUUAUUGCUUGAGCCAAUAAUGAGAUAUAUCGAUGCCGGCCGUUGGCAUCUUCCAUACGCUAUCCAUGAUCUGGGCACUCAUUACCCCCACGCUAUUGGUCAUGAUGAUCAGAAAGCGGAGGAAAUGCCUAUUGAGGAGUCUGGGAAUCUGCUCAUUCUAGCCCUGGCCUACACACGGGCUACUGGUGAUACCGAAUGGUCUGAGCAAUAUGCAGACAUUUUCCAGAAAUAUGCCGAUUAUUUGAUUGAUAACAGCAUCAACAUGGCCAAUCAACUUUCUUCCAACGAUGCUGCAGGACCUCUGCCCAACGAGACUAACCUAGCCAUUAAGGCGACUGUGGGAAUCAAGGCAUUUGGUGAAUUGAGUGGAAACACGUACUACUCCCAGACCGGUGAUGAAUAUGCCGAUCUAUUUUUCACUCAGGGUCUAGGCACAGACGAGAAGCAGACCCACUUUGUGCUCGAAUAUCCCGAUUUCCCACAGUCAUGGAAGACACCAUACAACAUUUACCCCGACGUGCUACUGGAGCUGGAGACCUUCCCCCGUGCGGCUUAUGAAAUGAGUAACACCUUCUUCUCCACCUCAGUCCGCGGAGAAUACGGCGUGCCGCUCGACAAUCGGCAGGACUGGGCGAAGUCAGAUUGGAAUAUGUGGUUAGCUGGUACAUUUGACGACGAUACCCGAGAUGAGUUUGUGGAUGACUUAUGGGCUUUCAUGACAAAUGGCAAGCAUCACUGGCCAUUCUCUGAUCGCUAUAUCGCUACAUCUGCACAUGGUAAUGACCCUGGCUUUCCAAUCUUGUGUCGGGCGCGACCCACUGUCGGUGGACACUUUGCGAUAUUAGCUUUGCAGGGACCAUCUUCAAUACGGUCUCUUUCACCCAGCCACAAACCUGGUCGAAAGAUGAGUAAGGUGCAGAUGGAUAAGGACUAUGGUCCUAGUCCACAGCUUCUUAUGCAAAGCGAGGAGGUUUGA